AUGUUGAAAAGUAAAUAUAACAAUGAUGAUAUCAGUGAUGAUGAUUAUGUUAGGGAACGUCCAAUAUCUUUAAAUUCAAGAACAAUUCAUAUUCGAUAUGAAUCAAAUAAUAUUGUUAAAGGAAUUGAUAAUGAAAUUAAAAAAAAAAUAGAAGAAGGAAAAAUAUAUAUGGGUGAUAUAAGCCCUAUAAAAAAUGCAGAAAUUGAAGAAGCAUUUUUAAAAAGCUUAUAUGACAAUUCUAAAAAUGUAAAUAAUAAAAAAAAUGAAAAAAAAAAUAAACGUCUAAAUAAAGACAAGUUAAAAAAUGUAAAAAUAAAUGAAGAUAAUGGCGAUUGUAAAAAAGAGACUAUACAAAAUGAUUUCGUUGAAAGGGCAGGGUCGAACAGUGAAGGAAAUGUAAGAAGCAGAGAGGAUAUAAAAAGUGUAAGAAAUUUAGAGGACCUAAAAAGUGUAAGAAGCAAAGAGGAUAUAAAAAAUGUAAGAAAUUUAGAGGACCUAAAAAGUGUAAGAAGUGCAGAGGAUCUAAAAAGUGUAAGAAGUGUAGAGGACCUAAAAAGUGUAAGAAGUGCAGACGAUUUAGGAAAAAGUGGGAUAAAAGAUAGAUGCGGUUCAGAAACACCUUCAGAAUCUCAUCCUUCAUCUAAAAAUAAAUUUAUAAAUACAUUUUUUAACAAAAAAAUAAAAAAUAAUAUAUUAGAUAUUAAUUCAUAUUCAGAUAUGUUUGAAAAAGAAACAAUUAAAUAUAUAAAAGAAAAAGAACGUAAAUUAAGAAAAAAAAAAGCACAUGCAAAUUUAGAAGCAUUAAGAUUACAAUAUAUACCGAUAAAUAAUGAUAAGUUUGCAAAUAUUCCAAUUAGUAUAAGAGAAAAUAUAUUAGCAUUAUUUGGAUGUAUAAUAAUAAAGCAUAUAGAUUCAUUUGAUGAUCAAGAUAUGCAAAAUAAUAUAGAACAAUUAUCUAUAAAAUUUUUGAAACAAUUAUCUAAUUUACUUGAAGUAGACCCAGUAGCUUAUCAAUGUGUUAUAAAGCCUUUUGAACAACGAGAAUUAAUAAGAGAAGUUACAGGAAAUAAAAAAAUAUAUCAAUUAAAUGAAAAACCUUUUGUUGAUAAUUUAUUAAAAGAAAUAAAAGAAUUACAACCAGAUAUAAAUCGUAGAUUUAAAAAUGUUGUAGAUGAAUUAAAUAAUGAAAUGGAAUUUUGGCAAAAUGAUGAUGCAGUAAUAGAUUCUUCUACUCAUUCUAAACAAUUUAAUAGCAAUAUAAUUGAUGGGAAUCAAAAUAUUAAAAAUUUAUAUGAUAGUCAUAUAUUUGAAAAUAAAACACAUAGUGAUUGUAAUAGUGAUUAUUGUAGUAACAAUAGUGAUAUAGAUAAUAUAUUUUGUAGAUAUAAUAAUAAUAAUAAUGAUUCAGAUUAUUUAGUUGGAAGUUUUGUAAAAAGAGAAAUAGAUGAAUCUUAUAGUGCCGAGGAAAUAAAUGACUAUUUUUCACUACCACCAAAUACUAAUGAAAAAAAUGAUAAAAUAAAUACCCGCAAAAAAUUUGAUGAUGAUAAUAAUGAUGAUAAUAAUGAUGAUAAUAAUGAUGAUGAUAAUGAUGAUAAUAAUGAUGAUAAUAUUAAAAAGGAAAAAAAAUAUUGUUAUGGAAAAAUAAAUCAGACAAAUCAAGAAACAGAUGAGCUUAAUUUUAAUUUGAUUGAUAAAAAGACUUUUGAUGAAGAUAACGAAAAAUUAGAUCAUUCAUUUAAUAAGUAUGUAAUGGAAAAACCCAAAGAAAAUAUGACUAGCCAAGUUGUAAUACCAAAGGUUUAUUCUUCAAGUAAAGAAUCUAAUCAUUCCGAAGAAAUAAAACCCUCCACAAGUAGAUGCAACUCGGCAAGUAUACCUGAUUCUAUAAAACAAAGUGGCAUUGAAGAUGUAUAUGACCAAGCAAGUAGCAAAUACUCCGAAUAUAAAAACAUAAUUGAUGAAAAUAAUUUGAAUAAAAGUGAUAAGGAUAUUUGUUUUGAUGAUCAAAAAAGAAAAAAAAAUUUAUCGGAUAAAGUUGGAGAUUCGGAAAGUAAUAAAAAUAACGAAUUAAAAAGUGUUAAUGGAAAUGUAACAGAUGAUAAGGAAGAUAUAAGAAGAAGCAUAAAAGAUGAAAUAUAUAAUAAUGACGAUGAUAAUGAGGAUGGUAAUGACGAUAAUAAUGAGGAUGGUAAUGACGAUAAUAAUGAGGAUGGUAUUAUAGAAGUGAGAGAAAAAGACAGUGAUGUAUUAAAUAUUUCAAAAUUAAAUACAAAACAAUCUAAUAGUAGUUUAGAAACAAUAGGUGAUUUACAUGAAACUGAUGUAAACCCACAAUUAAAUUGUGGAGUUCCAACAAAAGGACCAGAAGCCAAAUCUGUUAUUUUGCGAGAUUUAUUCACAACAUAUAUUAUGACUGGAAAUAAUAAUGCUAGAAUACAAUUAUAUUUUCAUAAGUUUGCAAAAUGCUUAAAAAUUAAUGAAUUAUUAAUUUUAAGAAUUGAAGAAAAUUUAGCUUCUGAUUUAAUAAAUGCAUUACAACCAUCUACAAAUGAAUCUACAAAAAAUAAACAUAUUCGAAGAAUAAAAAUAGCAGCAGCAGCAUUAGGUGGUGGUGCAUUAGUAGCUUUUACAGCGGGUUUAGCUGCCCCGGGUAUCGUAGCGGGUUUAAUUGCACUCGGUGCAGGAGGAAGUGGAGUUACUACAUUUUUAUCAACUGCGGGUGGAUUAGCUUUUAUCGUUUCAUUAUUCGGUGCAGGUGGUGCAGGUUUAACUGGAUAUAAAUAUAGUAGAAGAAUAGCAAAUAUAAAAAUAUUUGAAUUUCUUAUGUUAAAUGGUAGUAUAUCAAAAUCUUUAAGUGUAUCUGUAUGUGUAAGUGGUGAAAUACAAACAGAUGAUGAUAUUACAUUACCUUGGAUGAAUGCAUUUCCAAAUUGCUAUUGUGAUUUAUAUGCAUUAAAAUGGGAAAAUAAUUUGUUAAAAACUUUAGGAUCAUUAAUUGAAACAAUGUUAUCACAAGAAUUUGCAAUAACAGCUAGUAAAAUCUGGCUACAGUACACAAUAGCUAGUACUUUGAGUGCAGCUUUAGCAUGGCCAUUAGCUUUAAUAAAAUAUGCAUCUAAUUUAGAUAAUGUUUAUUUAGUAAUAAGAGAAAGAGCACAACAAGCUGGACGAAUAUUAGCAGAGGCACUUAGUGAUAAAAAUACAGUUGGACAAAGACCGGUUAUAUUAAUUGGAUAUUCAGUUGGAGCUCGAGUUAUAUUUUAUUGUUUAAAAUAUUUAUAUUCUAAAAAAUUAUAUAACAUUGUAAGUAAUGCUAUUUUUAUAGGGCUACCUGCAACGACAAGUACAAAAAUAUGGAGCCAAAUUCGUAUGACUGUGACAAAUCGAGUAAUUAAUGUAUAUUCAAAAAAUGAUUGGUUAUUAGGAUUUUUAUAUAGAUACAUGGAAUGGAAAUUAAAUGUUGCGGGCUUAAUGCCUAUUAAUGAUCCUGGUAUUGAAAAUUAUGAUGCAAGUGGAAUUAUACACAGCCAUUUAGAUUAUAAAAGAAAGUUGAAAGAUAUUUUUAGUUUGAUUAAUUUUGAUAUGUAA
Molecule: messenger RNA, 3591 nt
Organism: Plasmodium yoelii
Lineage: Eukaryota; Apicomplexa; Aconoidasida; Haemosporida; Plasmodiidae
Product: conserved protein, unknown function
Exons: 1
Coding region: 1-3591 (1196 amino acids)
Source: RefSeq, a predicted model, not a curated record